AUGUCUUGCGUGGUUAACAGAAUAGAUUCGACCCUCAGAAGACCUGCAAAAUUCAAGAAGACCCGUGUAUUAAGUGAUAUAUACAGCGAUAGUUAUGAAGUGGAUUUCACCAGUUUAAAGCCUGUCAAGACCGAGAUGAUUGAUUCUGAAGAAUUUGCCUUAACUUCACCCUCAGAACUCAAGGAUCUCAGAGCUCGGCGUAAACCUAAGAAUAAGAAGGCUCCAAAAACUAUUUCUGAAGAAUCUGGCACCAAGAAUCAAUCUCAGUGUGGGGAUUUUGGGGAUGAAAGAUCAGAUGUGGAAGUUGAUCUUGAUGAGCCUCUUAUUGCUUUGAAACAGAACAAAGGAAAGAUACCACCUUGUAAAGCAAACAGAAAGAUGAAUGCAUCAUCUUCUCCACAUGCUACAAAACCAGUUGAUACAUCACCAAAGGGCGAUGAAGUCAGUCCUGUGCAAACUUUCCUAUUUGAGUCAACACUCCAUGACCCAGUGACAGUGAAGCUUGAAACAAGAGCUGUAGAUCAAGAGCACUGCACAAUUGCCAUUGAACAUAAUGAAGAAAUACCUGGGGAGGACAUCUGCUGUGCCGAAAUGGAAAAUACAGUGUUUCACACCCGUGACCAUUUAUCUGUUGUGCUGCAUCAGUUUCCCAUAGAAGAUAAUGGAUGUGGACAGCAGCCUGGUUCCAUCACCCAAGCAAUUGAACAGGAUGUUUCUGACGCUGAAGUGCAUUUGCAUGACAAUGUGGAACAAAAAAAGAUGGAUCACAAUUUUUCUUCACUUGAUCCCAUUGAUGAAGUGUGCAACCAUCAUAAAUCAUUGGAUGAUACAAGUAAUUCAGAUGUGAAUAAGUCUUCUGCUGGGAAUGAACUUCUGUUGUCUUCUGUUAAUCGUUCUUGUGAAGAUCAGACAGAUAACAAUGAAUACAGGUAUCCAGAAGUUGUUCAAGUCAAUACAUCAGAAAGCAUAAAACCUGUGGAAGAGUCUUCUCCAAUUUAUGAGUUUAAAACAUAUAUGAGGCGCACAUUGGUAGUCAUGCAACCUGAUUCAUGUGGAAGCACAGACAAGAUUUGUACUUCACUUGAGGAGGUUGUGCAGAUGCCGGUGGAGGGUCAAUCAGAUUCACUGGUCUGCCAUGAUGUGAAAACAAAGGAUAUAUUACUGCAUAUGAAUGUUGAGCAAGCAGCCACAGGCUACAAUUUCGCUUAUGACAAAACUCUUGAUUUGGCUCAUACUGCCCAUUUUGACGCCCAAGAUGGGCGGCUAGAAAAUAUAGUUUAUGAUGCUCUGAAUAAUCAUGUGCAGCGGAAUUGUUUUGAAACAAAAACUUCUGUUGUAGUUCCAGAUACUGUUGUGGUUCUGAGCCCACCAACUGUAGCAGAUGUUUCACAUGAUGGUCACAUCUUACUCGCCAACAUGGAUGAGUCAUCAAAGGAUAUGAAUCAGCUAAGUGGUACAAUGAAUGUUGACAUUUGUAGAUCUGUUAAUGAUCAAGAAUCAAGAGAAGCAUAUGUUGUUCAACAAGAGUUAUCCCAGGCUUGUGUUAACAUGGGCAAAAUUGGAUGUGCAAUAUCAGAUAGCUCCUCUAAUCUUGAAGAAACACAGGAAAUUUCUGCUGAAGCUUCAAUUUCAACUCCAUCCUGCCUGGGAACUCAUGCGCAAACUAGGGCGUCUGAUUUUUCCAUUGAUGAAGGAUCAAUUGAAGUUCAUACUCCAAAAAAACUGUUGUCCAAGAGAAAGACUAUGUCGCCAGCUUGUCAGGAGAAGUUUUGCAAUGCUUGGGCUGAUAUCGAUUUGUGUGGAGUCCAAAGGACGAAGAGAAAGAUUAAUCUUGAAGACCAAUCUAUGUUAACCACAGACAGCAAACUUAAGAGCAGAACUUCUAUCUCCACAAGCAAAGGAGAUGUCAAGUCAACAGAAUCUCCAUCUCCUCAGAUGACAAGUCCAUCUGUUCUUUUGGACACUGAGAAAGCUGUUGAGUUUUCACAAAGGCAGAUGCAUGAUAUAGAGAACAUUGCAGCAAAUCUUAUCAGGAGCUUGAAGCACAUGAGAAGUUUAGUGGACGCAAAUUUGUCAUCGGAAUCACAUUCUUUGCUUCCCAGUUUUAACACUGCCGAGAUGAGAGCAGCAUCCAAGGAUGCAUUAGAUGUCGAGAGAACUACAAGGAAAUGGUUGUCUAUAAUGAACAAGGAUUGCAACCGCUUUUGCAAAAUAUUGACGCUGGAGGGAAAGAAGGCUGUUCCACAUCCACAAGUGCCGAGGAAACGUAGGAAGAUAACGUUCGCGGAUGAAGCUGGAGGAACGCUCUGCUCUGUUAAGGUGUUUAGUGAUGGACAGACCUCUCCUUCCGCAUGCCAGGGCGAGUUAUGA
Triticum turgidum subsp. durum (durum wheat) is the source of this 2370-nucleotide messenger RNA. The record is from the annotation of a GenBank genome assembly. Lineage: Eukaryota; Viridiplantae; Streptophyta; Magnoliopsida; Poales; Poaceae.